AUGGAAGCUGGGAGAAUGGAUCAGCCUUUCAUGGCUGCUAUCAAUAGCCAGCCUUUGGUGGCUGAAAUUGAGCCAGUGAAGAAAGCCAGCGGGGACAUGCCUGCUGCAAUGGGAAGUGGGUGCUUUGACUGCAACAUCUGCCUUGAUUUUGCAGCAGAACCAGUGGUUACUCUGUGGUCAUCUGUACUGCUGGCCUUGUAUCUACGAGUGGCUGCACCGCACCCUGGGGUGGAGUCAACUGCCAGCGAAAACAGCAGUCCAGCAAGGCGGCAAUGUCGCGUAUGCAAGGCAACGCUCUCCCCAAACACCCUUGUGCCACUAUGCGGCCAUGGAGGGAACUCAAAGAAGUCGCUGAACGGCAUGGCCAUCCCGCGUCGCCCCAUGGUACACGUACACCAGGAGACUGUUAAGCAUCAGAAUGCACAGAGCAACGUCAAUCCUCAGCACCAGCCAUUGCAGCACCGACGCCACCAUCCCAGUCCCACUGGAUUCGACUCCAUCUACCCUCCAGCACCAGUGGGUCAUGGCUUGAUCAACUCAACUGCCGGAGGGGUGCUCGGAGGGAUGACAGAGGCCGUGCUUCCGUGGGCGCUCCGUGGCCAGCUGCCAGCGAGCUUAGCUUGUACGACACAAGCCCGUACCAUGUUGCGGUGCAGAACAUGA
This is a messenger RNA of Miscanthus lutarioriparius, 663 nucleotides long. The record is from the annotation of a GenBank genome assembly. Lineage: Eukaryota; Viridiplantae; Streptophyta; Magnoliopsida; Poales; Poaceae.